Molecule: messenger RNA, 1827 nt
Organism: Yamadazyma jaroonii
Lineage: Eukaryota; Fungi; Ascomycota; Pichiomycetes; Serinales; Debaryomycetaceae
Source: the annotation of a GenBank genome assembly
AUGUUUGAUCGAAAUGAUGUUUUAAACGUUAUUUAUACCCUUCCCGUGCUAAUAUCAUUUCCUAUCAUACUUAUAUCUGGGAAUUUGAUCUAUGUUACUGAUUUAGUUUCAGACCCCAUUUCAAUCAUAUCCGUAAGUUCAAUUGCCCUUGUUCUAGCGAGUUUAUUAUCAUUCAUAGUGGUAGGAAUAGAUAGAUUUCAACCUUUUAAUAUCCAAAAAACUGGCAAUGGCUUUAAUUUCCUUAUAUCCAUAGGUUUCAUUUAUGUGUCAACGCAUUUAUUAUCCAUCAAUAGACUUUCAGUACUAUUAUUAUCAUAUUUUAUCAAUUCUUCAAGUAUUUAUUCCAUUUUAAUGUUUGCUUUUGAUAUUUAUUUUAAUGUUUCUUCACCACAAAAUUUAUUCAAGAUUGUUUGUGGAUAUGUUUUGACAAUAGCUGCAUUCAAAUUAUUCAAAUUUUCUAUUGAUGUCAAAACUUCAGUUGGAUGUCUUUUGGUCAGUUUAGUUAUUGGUGGAUUUACUGUCACAUCCAAUCAUAUAAACCUAUCAAUGGUUACUAUAAAUUUAAUCAUAUCCACAAUAUUCUUAUUUUCAUUCAAUCUUUCCAAUUUCCAAACCAACUUGAAUCCUCCAGUAUUAUCUGCUAUUACCUUGGUAGUUGAUUAUUUAUAUCCUUUAAGAAUAAUGAAUUCCUAUUUAAUGUUUGAUCUAUUCUUGCCUUUCUUGAUCAGAGUAGGUGACUUACAAAAUGUCAAAUCUUCAAAUUUUAAGAUCUUGAAUGAACUUUUAAAUCAUUCUGAUACAAAAGCUAUACUUUAUUUUUUACUUUUGAAUACAACCUUUAUGUUCAUUCAAUUGAUUUACUCAUUUAGAUCAGGAUCUUUAGGAUUAUUCUCAGAUUCUUUACAUAUGGCAUUGGACUGUUCAUCUUUGGCUCUUGGUCUUGUUGCUGGUAUUUUAUCCAAAUCUCCAAUCGAUAAAAAUGGUAAAUAUCCCUUUGGAUACUCAAGGUUUGAAACUUUGGCAGGGUACACCAAUGGUACAUUAUUGGUGGGGAUUUCUGGAGGUAUCAUUUUUGAAGCUUUUACCAGAUUAAGUCAUCCAGUGGAAUUGAAAGAAACCAAUGAAUUAAUAGUGGUAUCGAUUCUUGGGUUGGUGGUGAAUUUGGUAGGUAUUUUUGCUUUCCAUCAUGAUCAUGGUCACGGACAUAGUCAUGGUCAUAGUCAUGGUCACAGUCAUAGUCAUAAUAAUCAAGAUUCCAAAGAGCAUUCACAUGAACAUUCUCAUAGCCACUCUCAUGAACAUAGUCACCAAUCUCAUUCUGAACCUGAACAUGAAGAAUCAAUGAAUGAUAACAUGAGAGGUAUUUUCCUUCAUAUUCUUGCCGAUACUUUAGGAUCUGUUGGAGUGGUGAUUUCAACAAUAUUAACCAAAAUAUUCAAAUGGGAAGGUUUUGAUCCAAUAGCUUCCUUAGUUAUAGCUAUUUUAAUCUUCCUUUCAGCUACUCCAUUAAUUAAAUCCACUGCCUCGGCAUUAUUGUUAUCAUUGGACAGUAGAAAAGAAGCAAAAAUUCAAUCUAUUCUCCAGGAAAUUACCCUCAUAAAAGGUGUGAAAUCUUAUACUGCCCCUAGAUUCUGGACAAUCGAAAAUGGUAUCAAUGGUUAUAUCCAUAUACAAGUCUACAGAGGUGAGAAUUCAUCUAACAUUAAAAAGCAAAUAGUAAAAUUAUUUGAUAGUCACAAUGUUUCUUUGAUGAUACAAAUGGAAUUUGAUUAUGAUUCAUGUUGGUGUAGAAUCAACCCUAAUGAUUUAAGUAAUUAUACUACCUAA